Mya arenaria is the source of this 5911-nucleotide messenger RNA. RefSeq lists its product as uncharacterized. The coding region runs from base 48 to 1277 and encodes 409 amino acids. Lineage: Eukaryota; Metazoa; Mollusca; Bivalvia; Myida; Myidae. The record is from RefSeq and is a predicted model, not a curated record. The transcript has 7 exons.
CAACAGUAAUAUCUAAUUAUAGAUUCUUGAGGUGUAAAACAGGAGGCAUGAGAGGAAGCAGCAUUUUUCUGUUGGGAUUUUGUAUAUCUUUGUGUGGUGUGUUGAGGAUAAAUGAUGCUUCUUCACAACCAACAGAUGAAGACAUUGCCCAUUUCUGCAUCCAAUGGAUGAUGCCACGAUUGGACGAAUACUUCGCCCAUGUUCGAGAUUUUAUCCUGAAGUUCAUCGACCGUCGUCCCGAAGGCAGCCGCAUCCAGCUGAAUGUUGUCACCGACUACAACUACAAUAUACUCAGCUUCACAAAGUCUGACUCCAGAGAGAUAUGGACCAAUGAGCUCUUGGAACAGAAGCCUGGCAAUUUUGUGUACAGCCAGAAUGGAACAGUCUCAUCUGCUUUUCUCAACAAAAACCUGAAGGACUGCUUCGACCCUUACCAAGACUUGGCGCAAAUAUCGGUACUCAUAGGACCUUCUAACACGAUGGGGGCGCAGGACUUUGAGAAAUGGACGUUCAAAAGUUACGUGAUUCAAACGGAUGAGUCACCAUCCAAAUAUUAUUUGGUAUCCUUGGCAACCAACCAUGACCACGUGUUGUUUGUAUCGGAGAGAGAAAAGCUGGAAAGGAUGAUAGCCGAAGAUAGCAAACGUAAAUGCAACACUGACAAGUACUGGCGCUCUGACUUUGAUACAUGUGAAAGCUGUGAAAACAAGUGUGGCAGCGCAUCUCUCACUUGUGAAAACCAUGACCUGGACGUAGAAUGCAAGUACCAUCUAGAAUACUUGAGGAGUUUGCAAUCGUCAACGCCUAGUUCAACAACUGGUGGUCCACGCACGACCAGACCUGUUGCCCCAGAGCCGCAGCCAACAACCAACUCAGAUGACAGUAGCACCGAUAGGGUGUAUAUUGCGUUGGGUCUUCUUACACUGGGUGGUCUUGCUGGUGUCGGCUUUUUAUUCUGGAAGUUUAAUUUCUGGCAAUGGAUAAAGAAGACAAGGGAGAGAAGGGAGGAAUCGGUUGACGUUGAGAUGGCGCAAAUUGAUAGGAGGCCAAACGUAGCUAGGGACAAUGACAAUCACUUGCUGCCAGAUAACCAUCCAGUGAGGGACACCCAGCCACAUGAUGAUAGACACUCACGUGAGGUUAGGCCACAUGUGGAGGUUCAGGGAGAGGAGGCGGACCCACUCAUGAUGAACGUAUGCGACGCUACUAGAGCUGACGCUGUACACGAUAGGCGUUUCGAGGAAAUCCGCCCAUCAGCAUCCAUUCAACCCUCAUAGACACCUCGUCGACCAUUCUAGGACAUGCGCACAAAGUCCACAAACCAUCUCCACCAUUACAGGACAUCCAUUCUACCCUGCACGCAAUCUCUACGACUGGUGGCUAACAUGUGACAUCACUUUCAUCAUACAACUAGAAAGUUAGCUCAAAGCGUAUAGUAUUUUUUAUGUAGAAUAUGCCAUGAAUGUUUUCGGAGGUUUUUGUAAUAUUUAAGACACAUUUUAUCUAUAUAUGGUAGAACUUUCCAUUUUAAAAUAUAUUUCAAGUUUUCUAUAUUAUAUAUGUUAACAAGAUCUAGUUGCCUGCACGUGAGUGGUCAUGAGAAUAUUUACUUGUAUCAUUUGGCAUAAUAUACAUCUCAUUCUGUACAUAUUCAAUGAAUUUACCAUUUAAAUUAAUACGCACAUUCUGGCAAUAAUGUUGAAAAUGAAUAUGAACAAGUAAUAAUGAAUAAUGAAUUAUUUGAUUUGAUUGAAAUCAAUGCCCCUUUGAUAAAAUUUGUUUUUAGAUGUACUUUACAUCCUGUAUUAUUGCUUUUAACUCUUUUGGACAUACUGAUUUAUUACUUGUUUCAAAAUAUCUCCGAAUACCUCAGGAAAAUGGAACUAUUCGUCAUUAUUCUUUUGAAUCUCUUCAUACGAAUGGUUAUCAUCGGUAAUUUGUCUUUUUGUCAAUUACUAAAAAGUCAAUUAAAGUGGGCCAUUAUUAUUUUCAGUCAUUAUGUACAUCUAACCAAUGAUAGGUUCCAGUGGAUUUCGAUGUAUUUUUGUAUAUUUUUGUUAAUGGCAAGCUAGAGCAAUUUAAAGAUCUCAAACUUUGGAACAUAUAUGCAACAUAAGCUCUUAUCGAGAGAUAUUUCAUUUUGCUGAUAUUGACGUUCAGUUAUAUAAAUUCAUAUAAGGUAAAUUCUGAUCGAACCAUUUUCACAAAAGUCACACAUGUUAGAAAAAUAUAUAUAUAUUUUAAUGGUUUUUUUUUUUUUUUAAAUUGAUUUACAAUAUGUUUUAAUAUAAAUUGUGAUGUAAAUACUGUUCCAUUUGAAUGUGAGUUGCGCUAGAAAUCGCUGCUACAUAGGAAGAUGUUGAAUUAAUAACUCUACAUACUUCAUGUUAUAUUCGUGUUGAUUGAAACAAAUUCAACGUUUUAGAUUUAGACCGUGCAUACAUGGAGUUUAGAUUUUAUGAUUUUGAAUGUGCAUGUCGAAACAUAUGUAUACGUAAGAAUAUGUCAUUCUUAUCAUGUUAAUCAAGCGAACACCACGGUUGUUUUGAAGACAUUUGUAACUUUGUAAAUAAAAGGCUUUAUUAGUUCAUUAAAAUCACCGAGAAAGCUGAUAUGGGAAAAUACUUUCGUGGAAAGAUAAUAACUAAAAAAAUAAUAGAAUAAAAAUUUGUCUACUUCAGAAUGUAACAAGCAACCAUUUGCUCAUUGAUAGUAUAUAAAAUAUAUGUAAUAGAAGUGCCCAUAUACAUAUUAUGCAUGAUCUUUCGAAGACAUGGUGUCGUAGCUUUCAAAGCGAAAGUUGCAUUUGCCACAACUGUUAACAUCAAGCGUCUGACGUGAUAGGCCAUUUAGUCAAUUUAGUCAAUGAGUGUACUAGGGAAUAAGUUAUUGUGUGAAGUUUUUGUCUUCCAUACAGAUAUUGUUUCUUAACUGAACUGAGGCAAAUGAGAGAACCAAUUCAUCAUUUAUUUGGAUAUGAGGCAUAUGGACUGUGUUAUUGUUUGUUAUCGUUUUAAUUGAUAAAACUGUUUACCAUAUUUUUAACGAAAACACGCAUGCGCAUUCUGUUUGUUACAUCUAUAUGGUUGUUAUACAUCGACAAAUGUUAAGUCUUGUGAAUCAUGUCACAUUAUUUUGAAUAUUCAUUUGUUGAAUCAUAAACUGAUGGUAGAAUUUGUACAUAGUUAUAUUAAAAUUAUUCAAAUAUAUUCCAUAUGAUGUGUAAUUCAUUCAUCUGAAUUGUGUAUAUUAAGUUGUGUACAUAUACUAAAUUUGUACAUAUUGCAUAUCUUGGUUAAAGCUGCACUCUCACAGAUUUACCGUUUAAACAACUUUUUUUUGUCUUGGAAAGAGCAAAUUGUUUGCGUAAAUAUCUGCCAACCAAUGAUAAAAGCUUGCUGACAAAAAAUCAGAUCGUAGAUUUUCAUAUUUCCGUUCGAAAAUUAUUGUUUUAUGGCUUAAACAGUUGCUAACGGUUUAAAGGUGCACUCUCACAGAUUUACCGUUUUCACAACUUUUUUUUUUUUGCCUUGGAUAGCGCAAAUUUUUGCGUAAAUAUAUGCAAACCAAUGACAAAAGAUUGCUGACAAAAGAUCACAUCGCAGAUUUUCCUACUUUCGUUCGAAAAUUAAUGAUCUAUGGCUUAAACCGUUACUAACGUUUUAAGAACAAUGCAUAAAACAUCAAUUUUUGAACUUAAGUAUAAAAAUCUGAUAUAUAAUUUUUUGUCAUUAGUCUUAUAUAACUGGUUUUCAUGCACUUUCGCAAAAAUUAGCUCGUUCCAAGAAAAAAAAAUAAAAAAAAAUUGUCAAAACGUUCAAUCUGUGAUAGAGUGCAGCUUUAAAAAAAUGCAUAAAACAUCAGUUUUUGAACUUAAAUAUAAAAAUCUUUGAUUUGAUUUUUUGUCAGCAGUCUUAUAUAACUGGUUCCCAUGGAUUUUCGUAAAAACUGGCUCGUUCCAAGACAAACUGUAAAAAAGUUGUCAAAACGUUCAAUCUGUGAGAGUGCAGCUUUAUAGGGACUUGUUCAUGUUUUGGACAAAAAAAAUAGUUUUCCCGGUAGUGCAUCUGAAAACACUUAUUUCAUCGUUAUUUUGCUCUAUGAUAUCAAAAUUGCAGAUAAAAAAAUAAGGUGUAGAAAGUAUUUUGGUUUUAGUAGGGUUAAGUUAAGAAAAAAAUGUAAAAAAACAACAACGCCUUAGUCAUUAGACCAACAUGAUUUAUACAAAUAUCUUGUAUAUUUUACAUUUUAAUGUUAUAAUGUCAAUCAACCAAUCACUCAACAACAUAUCCGUACCUAAGUGACCAUGAGGAUGAUAAGCGUUAUUAUUUUUCGAAUAUCCAAUCAACCGCUGGGGGAAAACUCCCCGUUUUGGCUUUAUUGCUUUUUAUUUAAGUCACACUUGAGGAUCUGACGAGGUCAAGUCAUAGCGGCGACAGCAUUCUACGGGAAUACCAAUGUUAUGUUUUUGUUUUUCAGUUCAUUUAUACUCGCAGUCGGGGCCAGGUCCAUUCUGCGAGUGCCCCUAUACUAUUGUUAGUCAUACUAGGAUGUUUGGAGGAAAGUACACAGACGGUAUGUAGCCCUGGUUAGAGCUACCCUGGUUCUUUAUCGUAUAGUGUAUAGCAUCGUCAUACGGGACCCCAAUUAAACGUUCCUCAUGCUGUCCGAAUUUACGUGCCUUAAGUUCUUUGUGGCCUUGCACACCCAUCGUCGUGUCGUCUUGGUGUCCUGGUUCUAUUCGUAAAUGAGACUAUUUUUGAUGCAAAGUAUCAAAGACGCCGCGAAUGUUUUGAAACUUGACUAAAUGGAAGCAGAUGCAGUUCACCAGCAUAGCAAGUUUGAGGAACCUGGAUACAAGCAUUCUUCGGUUAUUGAACGAAUUCGGACUUUCAACUUAAGGUCAACACGACCUUGACUCUUGAUCAACUGACGUCAAAAUAGCUAGGGUGCUGGUCAUGUUUAAGGGACACCUACCAAGUUCGAGGUCUCUAUGCCUAAGCGUUUCAAUUAUUAAUAGAUAUCUGCGUAUUUUCAUCUUACGGUCACAACGACCUUCACCUUUGACCCACUGUCCUCUAAAGCAAUAGGGUUCAUCUGCUGGUUAUGACCAACCUGCCUACGAAGUUUGAGGACCUUGUGUCAUAGUGUUCUUAUAUUGAUCGGAAACCGAUUUUCAGCUGAAGGUAAUCUUAAGGCCUUCGAAGUAUGCUCUUCGCUCCCAGGCCUUUUCUGCCCAUCCCAGGGGUAAGAAUGUCUGACCCAUCCACAUGAUAUUUUUAAUCCCAAUUUCAACAAAAAAAUCCAAAUCACGGUAAUGCCGCAAUUUCCCGUCAACACUUUGCAAUUGUGAGUUCUGUCCAAUGCCUUUGUAGAAUCUAUCCGAAAAAGUCCUGACAAUGUUGUGUACAGCUCAGAAAAAUGCUCGAUUUUCAGUUAUGAUUAUAUUAUGAUUUUCAGAAAAUACCUUUAUUUAAAAAUCAGCAACAGAAUAUUGGUGACUCUGAAUUAUUUAGAAAUUAAGAUAUUUCGUUUUACGAUCGUGUGAUACAAAUAAAACCAUUGAAAAAUGUUCAUAUGAAAAACAAAAGCAACUAAAAGAAAUUGCGUUUUUUGGUAUCUUUUUUGAGUAUUUUGUCACUCAUUUAAAUAUAAUAUACACAAGUAUAUAAGUUUUAUCUAAGGAAACAUUCUUAAAUUUAAUUUGAAUACACUGAUAAAUCGCGUUUGAAUGGCAUAUUUUGGGUUAAAUAUCCAACGGAUUUAACCAACGUCGGUCCACUUAAACCAUUUUUUUUUUAUACUUCAAUUGCAUUUUUUUCUGCAAUUCCGGUAUCAAAGAGUUACGGAAUGCCGUAAGGGCCAUCGUCUGUGCAUGUGUUGAUCUGAAACGCCAUACUCGAAAGUACGA